Molecule: messenger RNA, 10340 nt
Organism: Pogona vitticeps (central bearded dragon)
Lineage: Eukaryota; Metazoa; Chordata; Lepidosauria; Squamata; Agamidae
Source: RefSeq, a predicted model, not a curated record
GAGGCCCCCCUCAUCAUCUUCUCGCCUCAACCCCUUCGCCUCGUAGGGUGGGGGCGCAUGCGCGUCCGGUUCGCGGCUGUUUCCCCGCCUCUCCGGGCCCGUCGCUUGGGGAGAGCUGCUGGGGCCGCGGAAAAGAUGAACCGUUGAGGCUGGGAAUAUGGCGCGGGCAGGGCGGACGCUAUGGGCACGCUAUCUUGGUCGGCUUUCAUCAAGGACUUCCAUUUUUUAAAACAUGGUUCCCCUGCUUCUUAAUGAUGAUGGAAAUUAAAUUAGAAGUUCUAGCCUCUACAUGUAUCAAGCAAAAUAAACCAUGGCCUCGAAUCACUUGGCUGGGACAGGAAAAGGAGGCUGUUUAUCUUUUAGAUGAAAAGAAUAUAAAUGAAAUUAAUCUAUUUUCGGGAAAGACAAAGAAGAAGAUUCCACAAUUAUGCCAUUUGCUGAAGAAUGUCAUUUUGUUAACAACCUCAAGAAAUGGAGCUUGGUUAGCAGGGAUACUUAAAACAGGAGAGCUAUUUCUUUGGAACAAGGACCAAGAUACUAUAAAGAUGGUCCCAUUAGCAGAUGAAGUGAAAAAAGUGGUCAUGGCAACACAAGAAUAUUCUAGGAGAUUCUACCUGUACGUUUCUGGUGAUGGAAAUAAGGCGCUUGUUACUACUCCAACUGUCUGUGUUUUUCUUUGGGAAAAUAUGGAAUGCCAAAGUUCACCAUCUAAAAAUCCUGUAGCGGGCCAGUGGUCACAAAUUAUUCCUGAAGCAUCCAUUUUUUUACCAUCAGUUGAAGAAAAAGAAACUGCAAUGAGUGCUGAUUUUAUAAAAACUGAGAUGCUUGGAGACAUUUGUUUGUGUUCUUUUGCAUUUUAUUCUGAUGAAAAUUUGAUGCUGAUAUUUUUGGAAAUCAGGUGGCAGGAGAAUGCUUUAACAAAUGCACGGAUACACUGGGCACAGCAACAAUGUUGCCUGACUGGUCUGGCUCCCCCAUGUGAACCAGUUAAAUCAAGAGGAGCACUGCUUACUGCCUUUUCACGUGAUGGGCUUACGCUAGCCGUAGCUGUCAAUCAAAAGGAUUUACAGACAUCCCAGAUUUUGUUUAUGAACACUACAAAUUUUGUUACAGUUACUGGUAGUCUUAAAGGUUGCGGUGCCAAGAAUCACAAAAUUUCAUCCAAAUUGGUAAGGUCUUACUGGAUUGCUGACAUGACCUGGACUACUGACAGCCUUUUUUUGGCUUGUAUGUUAAAACGUGGAUCAUUGAUCUUAAUGACAUGCUUGGGUGAAUUGUUGACUUUAGUUACUUUUGGUUGUUCUGUAGAAUUUGGACCAGCAGAAUUCAUUCCUCUACAUCCACUAAUAAUGUACAGAUCACAGAACUCUUUGUUGCAAGAUUUGAAUCACUGUCAUGAUUCAUCAGCUUCUGAGGGAGAUCUCAUGAGGCAGAGAUUCUCUAUAACGUCACAUCCGAGUUUACCCUACCUCAUUACAUCUGAUGGAUACAUAGUCACAGUUCUUAGAUUUACUGAUGGUUUCUCACCUUCAGCAUAUAUGAGGUCACUACUACUUGAUUCAGCCCAGAGGCUUGAAAAGCUCCGCCACAAUCUAAUUACAUCCAAGUCUAAGGAGAAAAGGCUGCCUCUGCAACCAUUGUCUUCCUUAAGAGCUAAUCUAUUGCAGCAGCAUCUAAAUCAAAAUUGUUCCUUAUCAACUAUUCCGAAAUUUCUUCAGGAAGAGAAGAGGGCAGCAGAAGUAAAUGGAGAAUCAACAUGUAUACAGGAUUAUAGUGAUGACUCUGACGACGACAAGAUGUUUCAAAGUCAUUCUUUCAUUUGGGGAAGCCCAAAAGCAGCUGUCUCUUCAUGUGAUGAAGGCCGUUUGGAAUUUGCAUCAAUGUUUGACACUAUUCAUGCAGUAGAUUGUCCUGGAGAAAAAGACAAUACAUCUUUGGAACUGAAUUGUAUCCAAAAAAAUCUAAUUGCAGCUUGGAGAGUGGGAAUUUCAAGUAGUAUCCAAGAAAGAGACAAGUUGCUAAGCUACACGAUACAUUGCAUUACGCACUUUUUUAACAUUCUCCAGUUCACAAAGCUUAACUUCGUACAUUUAAAUAACGCUUUCGGGAAUCGUCCAUGGAUGCAGUGUGUCUUAAAAUGUUUCCAACAAUUUUUGACUGUACUGAGUUGGGAGAGUAAGCACAGACACACUCUGGGGCAUUUGAUGAAGCUCACGUUACAGACCCUGAAAUUGAUGCUUGCUGAACAACAGGAUGGCAUGUUCUCCAGUAGUCUUUUGGGAGGCUUCUCGUUGCUGAAGAUAGUGAGUCAUUAUUUAAAUGGCAAAAACAUACCACAGUAUGCAACAUUUUCAACACUUUUGAAUAUUAAUAACGUGGAGCUAGAUUCCAUAACUACACCUUUGUUUCGUUCUGUGGACUGCAACAGCCAUCAAAGUUUCUGCGCAUUGGAUUCCAUACAAAAGGCUUCUGCAACUGUGAACUUGACAAAGAAUUCAGAAAAUAGGUUGAUUGUCAUGUGGCGGCUAUUAUAUAAGCAUGUUCUUUGGUAUUGGGCAGAGCUCAACAAAAAAGCACAAAACUCAAGUAAGGCAAUAAAAGAAAAACUACUGGCUAAUGAAGGACCACUCACUGGAGCUCUUGCAACUCAUAUACAGGCAGUCUUACAAUCUUCAGGAGAGAAGCUGGAACAGACAUUCCGUCUCAACUCUGUGUCUGGUGAGGAACGGUUUCUAGUAGGAUCUUAUCAAGAGUCAGUGGAUGCAUGGGAGAGAGCUCUUCAAGAAGCAAAAGCGAAAGGAGGAAAAAGAAUGCCUUUUCUUCAAACUCGAUACUAUCUUGCUAUGUUGUAUUGCCACCUGUAUCACUAUGGCCUAACUGAGGCCCAGGGUCUAUGCGAUCGUCUAGUGAGUGAGCUUCUCAGACGAACUCAAAUUUCUGUAAGAGACAGAGAUGAUGAAUCAGAGGCUGGAUGGAUAACAAACAAUGUUUCGACAGAGGCUGCCCUGGCAGUGGUUCAGUGUCUGGCCCGAUUCAUGGCAGCCUAUUUCACCAAUGAGCCACUGUAUGUGCUCCCACCACACAGGGUUGAUAUUUUACCCCCACUACACAUCAGGCCAGACAGAUGUUCUCGUGUUAUUCCACUGGAGCACUCCGUAGUCACUGAUGCAGUUAGAAACCAAGGCCUCUCUGGUGUUUGGACAGUUGAAUAUGCUCUUGAUCUGUUGCUUGUUGGUGGGCUGAUUCCAGAAGCUGUGUGGUUAACACAUAAACUUGGAGACUGGAAAAUGGCAGUUUCUGUUGGGGUGGCGUUUAAUCUAUAUUGUCAAAGUAACAAUAGGUUCUCAAGGUCAAAGACAGUAGAGCUCUGCUUGCCACCACACUUAACACCAACUCACAUUUUCCAAGAAAAGUUGCAGUCGUUUUUGGGCCAGGCUGUCAACAACGGAACAUCAAAUCAAGGAGACAAAUCAAGAUACAAACAGCUUACAGAUCCCGUUGAAGAGGAGAGUGCCUGUGUGCUUUUUAAUUCAGUAGAAGAAAUACUAAAAGCAGCUGUUAUGGCAGAAGCAGACAUUGUUUCAGAAACCUUUCUACUUUUGGUGAACUUUGCCAAGGAACUUAGCAGAAAGUUAAAUGGUUUGGUACCUGACACCUUAUAUCUCCCAGCACCACCAUUAUAUUGUCCUCAGCCAGCACUUGCUAAUGAAGAAGAACACACUGAUUUAUCAUUAACAAUGGAGAGAAACAGCCGACAAAAGGUGUCCAGAGUUAUUCAGCGAAUUCUUCUGCUCUUCCGGGCUGCUCAUUGUUCCUUGCCAGCUGCUCAGUGGUAUAUUAUACAGCUAAAACGGGCACGAAAAAUUAUGCAAAAGAUUCGUAAGAAAGUUGCUCUUCCUCCAUUAAGCAGUCUUCCAGAAAAUUUGCUUAAUUACUCUAAAGAUGGCAGUAUGUUCUCAAAGCCUACGUCUUCUGGAGAUCACAAGCUUGAUUAUGUUUCGUGUAAAACUAUAGCAUCUUUUAGAGAUUUGUGUGCAUUAUGUUGGAUGCUUCAUGUUCGUGAUAUGUUAUCCGAUAGUUGUAGGCGGUACCAAACUGCAAGAGAGAAAAUGGAACAUCAGAAAGAAUGCAAGAGAACUGAAUUUGAUGCCUGCAUAGUGGAGUGCUCUCUCACUGCAUUGGAAUGGGCCUGUCGAAUGCUCCCUUUUGCUCAUUUCAUGAAUAUUGAAGAAUUGGUCCAGGAUAUUAUUCUGAGCCUUAUUGGAGAAUUGCCACCCAUCAGAAAGGUGGCAGAAAUUUUGGUGAAAGCAUUUCCUAACCCGGAAGAUGUAAGAGUUCCUUUAAGAGAUAAAUACAGCGCUCUACAACGGCGCCUUCAACACUGCAUAGUCAAAGGCCCCAGCAGUGAAGAAAUGAUGGCUGUUGUUAUACAGGCUGUCCACAAAGUGAAUGUGAAAACAUUAAAGUGUGUCAUCAGGAACAUAGGGCCCUAUGAAAAAAACAUCUGGGAACCACCAGAAGAGGAGACACAGGAUCCUGGAGCUUGUUGUUAUGAUAAGCUUUCUUUGGGAACUAGUCUGAGCAGAAGCACAAUUUCAGAUUUGGGAAACUCCCAGAUUUACAGUGAUGCUGAAACAGCAGAGUCACUGUCUGAGGCUUUGCUGGUGGAAGAAACAAAAAAACACAUUCGUACUCAGAUGCAGGAAAAUAACAAGGAGAUUCAUCAUGAAGAGUUGAUUCGAUGUAACAAAACUGCUGAAAAAUUAGAAGACUUCAGUGUGAAAGAGAGAAGGAACAAAAAAGAAAACACUAAAGAUAUAACCAAUCAGCAUGUUUUGCCACUGGUGGGUGAAUGGGAGUUUGAACGCGAUGAUGAUGAGUAUAUUAAGUUUUUAGAUCUCUUUUUAACUUAUGUACUUGAAAGAGAUCUGAUUGAUCACGGACAUUCAGUGAUUCCUUUUCUGGUGAGCUUUUCACCACUCCUUAGGGAACAUGAACUCAACUCUCUUCUUUUUGAUGUUCAUACAACACUGAAGCGUCGACAGAUUAGGAAUAAAGGCCAAAAGGUGUUCAGAGCAGGUUCUUGCUAUACCACUAUUUUUGAGCCCAGUGCAUCUGAGUUGGUUCUUUUACGCGAUAAAAAGAAAAAAGAGUCGAAAGACAGAACUCCACCUGUUACCAUUCAGCAAACAAUUGAGCCUUCUAACCAUGAGUCAGUGAUGGGACUCCAUGCAAGAAGAGGAUUAUUUGGCGUAAGCCAGAAGUCAAGUUAUAGUACACAUGAUGGUUCCAGUAAGAACAUAAGUCUUACAUCAGUGUUAACUCAGCAUUCGUCAGAACAGGCUUCUUCUGUCCCCCAGAAUGUUGCAAAUCAUAUAUGUAUCUACAAAGUAAUUCAAACGAAUGAGGUUACUGAGAGAGAGGACCCAACUCCAGAAAUGAAGUUUAAAUUUAACAACGUAGCUAGUUUGCUUGAAUGGAUGAUCAGAUGGUCUGAUAAGAGACUGCUUUAUGACCCGAUCUCAAGACAGCCAUUUCAGGAGUGCCAGCCAAUAAUGCAUGUGAAAAUAUCUGCAUCUGCCAUCCUUGCAUCAUUGUGGCUUCUAGAAUAUUACAGCAACAAACCAGAAGACCAAGAUAUAUGCUUUUUGAAACUGCACGAUGGGUCUGCAAGUGUCUGUUCUUCCACUCUUGAAUCCAAAAUAGAGGAUAGCUUCAUGGAUACAAGCUGUUCUCCAUCAGCUGGGAUAUCAGUUGGUAUUCCAGAUAGCCAUGUCUCGGGCAAGCCUUCUGAAAAUGCUCCAGGAAUCUUGCAAGAAAAACAACAUGAGAAGAAAGAAAGUGAUCUUAAGGGUCACUUUGUAACACAUGACAGGAUGAUUGGAGGAACAGAUUGUGAUGUAGGUUUGAAAAAAGAAAUGGGAGAAUUCACACCAAGUAAGGUGGAAGUGACAUCUGAAAAUGAGGAUUACUGUGAAGAUCCAUUUGCUGUUUCAAGAAGUCCUACCAUUUCUGUCAGCAUUACAUCGGUACAGCAGAAAAAAGAGCAUCAAUCUCUAGCAGAUGUUCAGUGCCCACAGGAAGAUGUGUUUGUGAAGACCUUGGAGGGAAACGCUACAAAGCUGGAGAGCCCUCCAUGCAGAGUAAUUCCCAGCAAUGUUCCUUGUUCAGUUUGUCCUGAAAUGAAGACAGAAUCUACUAGCAAAGAGAUCACAGUCUCAGAUAAUCAGCCUUCAUUCACUGUUGUGUCAAGUGCUCUUUCAAGCGAUCCAUCUGGUCCAAAAAAUGAAGAGAUGGGUGCAAGGGAGCCGGCAUCACAGCCAACAGCACAGCCAUUAAACAUUUCAGAUGCAGUUAGGGAAAUGCUUCAGGAUGAAAUGUUCAAACUGGUUCAGUUGCAGCAAAUCAACUUUAUGAGCCUCAUGCAAGUAGUGGGAGCAUCCUUUGCCAACCUGCCAAAUAUCUCACAGCAGAUGCAGCAGUCACAGCCUUUCCAGUUGGAAAGAAGCCAGACUCCAAACAUUGCAGGGACUGAUGUAGCAAGGUCUCCCCCAAGACAUCCAGCAGAUGGUUUUCUGAAAGCACAGAUGGCAAGCCUUGAAAACAGUUCUCAUGUUCGUUCAAAAAACAUCAAUCCUCAGGGAAAGGAUAAUUUACUUGAUCAACAAAGCUACAAUGGAUAUGUUCUGAAUCCUCCACAGACCAAUGAUUCUUCAGGCUUGCCAGAGAACCAGUCUAAUGAAAAAAAUCAAAUUCCACCAUUUCAGAGCUUGCUUCACCAGAUUCCAGCUAGGCCGCUACCUCUGUUAUCUACCUGUCUAAAGGAUGAAAAGAAACCAAAGCUUAUCCCACUGGCAAAACCUUUAAAUACUGCAGAUGGGCUUCCUUUGCUUAAACUUAAGCCACAGUGUGAGUUCCAGCUGCUCAAUGUUUGCCCAGUAACACCUCCUAGGGCUUUCAUCGGACCACAGCCACAACGAAAAGAAUGCUGGGGGGCACAAGCUUCUUUUGUGAAAAAUCCUCAAAGUGAAACAACAGCACACCUGAAUUUGAACAAUUAUGAUCACAGAGCUAUAAAGCAAGCACAAGAGCAGGCAAGUAACCAGGUAGAAAUUCUAAGUAAGGAAACUUCCAAGCAAGAUCAUUUGGAUAGAUACAGAAAAACAGAGGACAUAUCUUUGCAUCAUUUUCAGGCACAUCUAACGGGAGAGAAAUCACUGGCUGACAAUGAAACUCUUCUGCAGAAAAUGUAUGAACAUUUUACUCCGUUUCCCCUGCUGUAUCUGAAGCCCUGGUCACAGUCCAAACGUCCUUCGGAAUUAAUAACUGUUAAAUGUCUAGGAAAAGACAAAGAUUUCAAAGAACCCUGUGGGCGGACAGCAUUACCAUUACUUUAUGCUAAUUUAUCUCCACCCAUUAAGUUCCAAACACCAAAGCUGAUCCCACUGCAAAAUCUCAUUGUGUUUGAGCAAAGCCGCCACAUUGCCCAGGCCCCACAAACGGGACAUAAAGAUCAUCCUGAACAGAUUCAGCUCUUGAAAGCUGACCUUAAAUCACUAGAAGCAAGGCAAGACAGGAAUAGUAAAAAAAGGCAGAAGAGGCGGACUGAGAGGCGGAUCAGAGAGAAGAAAGAAAGAGAGAAGACAGCUGUGACUUUUCAGCAAGAUGAUGCUGUUGAUACUGUGAAGCAAACAAAGGAUAAUGGAGUAGCGUUCAACUAUAGCUUCAGUGAUGGUGACUCCUUGCUCAACCAAGAUGCAGUUAAUGUAGCAGAACUACAUUAUUUGGCUUCUGUAAGAAAAAGAGUAGCAGAACUUCAAGAUGCUAGCACAAACACAGAGACUGUUCUUACAUCACAUCAGGAUAUACAAACUCUCUCAGAAGACAUUAUUUAUGAAACAGGCAUAAAUCAACCACUUCUCUCUGUUUCUGCCUCUGCAACAGGCUUUAAAUCACAUCAGGAUAUGCAAGGUGUAUCAGAAGAAAUAAAUUCUGAACCUAGUAAAAAUGAACCAGUCGCUUCUCCUUCUGCAUCCGAGAAAGAACCAUUGCCUUCAGGUGUUCCUCAGACAUUGCCACCAGAUCUGUACUGGAACCUCACAUUCCCCACGGAAGCUGCAGAGAAGCCUUUGCCAUCCACCUCGUCUGAUGUCGUAUCUGAUUUGAUUGGACAGAAAUAUAUCAGUGUGAUUGACAUAGAAAAUGGUGGUGAUCUGAAAAAUCUGCCAGAUGUAUCGGAGUCUCCUCCAAAAUGUAUUCCUACACAAGCUGUGAAGACUGAACUCCCAACUUCUGCAAAACAGCACCACACGACAGCAUCUGUUACUAACGUAAUUUCACCUGAAGAAUUUGAGAAACAAGGAAAUGCUUUUCAAACCGAAUCACAGCAAGUGCUACCAGAGACUGGAGAGGCAGAAAUUGCUCAUGAUCCCCUAACUCUGUGCCUCCUACGUAAAGAUUUCAGCAUUAACUCCUCCACAGAACUGUCAGCCAAAAAAAUUAGCAAAGAGCGCCUUUCUGCUAAACUCCAGGAAAUGGACAGACAACUAUUAACUCUACAGAAUGUGGCAGACAGAAUGGAGAAAGAAUUUCAUAAUACUAAAUUGCUGGUCGAAACCAUAGAAGAUAUAGGUGUAAUAGCUGAUCCAGGAAAGGAUGACAUGUUAUUCCUUGCUCCAGGCGUUAAGGUUACCAAAGAAGAACGUUACUCAAUCCAUGAGAUUAUGGAGAAUUCUGCGGAAGGCGGCAGCUUGGAAUGUGAAUCUUUUCAGGCAAUUUACAUUGACUCGCGAACACCCUCUGUUUCUCCUUCAGCAUCAGCUGCUACUCUCCGGAUCAAAAAGUCAUCUUCUGAUAUUAAUUUUAGAACAGAGGAGUUUGAUGAGAGUUUUUCAGAUCCCUUGCAGAUGACUGGAUUGAGUGGUGUUUCCGACAUCAUUACUGAUCUCAUAGCAGAGGGUGGUAUAUCGGCUUCAGAACUAGGUCUCACAGAAAACCAGGCUAAAAAAAUCUCCAGUUUCUCAGGUGAAAUGAAUAAAUAUUCGCGUAAAACAAAAAGAGAUAAAAAAGAGUUACAAGCUUGGAUGAAAAGAAAGCGAAAGGAAAGACUAGCUGAAUAUAUGCAAACACUGGCCGAACGAAGGGCAAGGGAACACAGUCCUUUCCCUUUGAGAAAGAAUAUGCAUCUUGCACUUUCAACACGGGACUUUAAAAUGCAUCAGAAAAAGAAAGAGGAGAAAGACAAGGCCUUGUUUUCUGAGCAUCAUAAUCAUAGAGUCUCUGAAGCCCUCGUCCUGAUGCACGAGCUGCUGUCUGACACAGUCCAGCUUCCUUCCAGUGACUAUAAACAGAUGCCUAAAAUAACAUCACCACAUGAUUUCAAGCGACCACAUAUAGCUUCUGCUAGAAGUUACCAUGGAAGUUGUCAAGCUACAAGGAAAAUGGUGGCUGCCAAAGCUGGUUUCAGUCAGACAAAGUCAUUUUCCAGUUUACCUUCUGAUGUAACUCAGAGAAGAGGUCAAAUAUGCCAAGCUCCAUACAGAAGGAUGGCAUCAGAAGCCAGGAGCCAGAAGCAGUGGUCAAGUAACAAACUUGACUUACAGAGUCCAGCUUCUCACCAGACAAGGAAAUCGGUGAAUCAGAGAAGUCUCCCAACUGCUGAAACAGCAACUCAGGCCAGUGAGGAGAGUGAUGAUGGUGCCAUGAGCAGCUGGAGUGUUCCUGAUGAGAUCCAGCAAAUACUGUAUGGCAGUUCUAAUUUUAAUAAGGAGACAUCUCAAGAAGAUGGUUGCUCCAUUGCCAGCCUUAAUCAUUUUGAUAGUGUGUCUGAAAGUACCAGCAGCAUCCUUAGCAAGCUUGACUGGAAUGCGGUAGAGGCCAUGGUAGCAAAUGUAGAAGAAAAGUAAUGCCAAGUGUUUAUGCCGGUCCACCCUUUUAAGUGGGAUUGCACUGAACAUGAUUUGGAAGAGUAACCAGUAGUGAAAUUGCUCAAGACACAUCAACCUAACAUCACACACGAAUCCACCUAAUUUUGCAUUUGACAGGAAAAAAACAAUGAAAUUUAAAAAAAGAAAGAAAAGAAACUUGUUCUCUUCAUUAUCUGUUCAUUGAGAUUAGUAUAUAAAAGCCAGAUAGUGGAAUUAUGCAGAAUGGUUCUAAUGCCCAAGUAUACAUAGCCUUUUUGAAACAUACAAAGGUUAAGGAAAUCUGGCAAAUCAGCCUCUUGAGACAUUACAAUUUUAUUUCUGAAAGCAAUAGUUCAGUUAAGAUAGGAUUUAAAUGCACAUUGAUUUAAGACUACAGAUUCUGCAGUCUAUAUUGAAUUAUGCUUUAUAUUUAAA